AGAUCCGCGAAGCCUUCAAGGUGUUCGACCGCGAUGGCAACGGCUUCAUCUCCAAGCAGGAGCUGGGCACGGCCAUGCGCUCCCUGGGCUACAUGCCCAACGAGGUGGAGCUGGAGGUCAUCAUCCAGCGCCUCGACAUGGACGGUGAUGGGCAGGUGGAUUUCGAGGAGUUUGUGACAUUACUGGGACCCAAGCUCUCCACCUCGGGCAUCCCGGAGAAGUUCCAUGGCACCGACUUUGACACUGUCUUCUGGAAGUGUGACAUGCAGAAGCUGACGGUGGACGAGCUGAAGCGGCUGCUGUACGACACCUUCUGCGAGCACCUGUCCAUGAAGGACAUCGAGAACAUCAUCAUGACCGAGGAGGAGAGCCACAUGGGCACGGCCGAGGAGUGCCCCGUCGACGUGGAGACCUGCUCCAGCCAGCAGAUCCGCCAGACCUGCGUGCGGAAGAGCCUGAUCUGCGCCUUCGCCAUCGCCUUCAUCAUCAGCGUGAUGCUCAUCGCCGCCAACCAGGUGCUGCGCAGCGGGAUGAAGUAACGGGGUCCCCCCGCCGCCGGGGGCCCCGCAGCGACAGCGAGGAGGAUUCACCUAUAAAUAUCUAUAAAUAUCUCUAUGUACAUCCAUCCGUGGCCCAGAGACGUGACCCCCCCGGGAGGGGGGCAGCCGAGGGGACAGAGCCGCGCCGGGGCCCCGCCGUGCCGGGAGCCGCCGUCGCUGCUGUUUGCGGAGCGCGGAGAUUUUGGGAGCGACACCGACACACCGACCCCCCCUCGCCAGACACAAACCGACCCGUGAGUGCAUGUGACGUGCAUGGAGCCCCGUGAGCCCCCUCCCCGCGCCGGGCCGGCGGCCCCUCCCGCGGCGGAUCCCGUCGGAUUCUCCGAUCUAGCGUUAGAGCUCGUAUUUAGGAUAAACCAAAUCAUCCCCUAAGCAAUACACGCGCCUGAGAUGGUUCCUAGAGCCGGGAGCGUUUGCAUGGACUUGGCUGCCAAGGGCUGGAUUUCACCCCCCCGACCCCCCGAAGCCCCUCCCCGUCCCCCCCGCCCCGGCCCCGUACCGUGCCUCGGUUUCCCCACCUGCCCGGUGCGGGGACGUUCCUGACCUCCUGCUUGAUGCACUUUGAGCCCACCCCCCUUGGGAAGAGCCGGAGCGACCCCGAGGCUGGGGAGCCCCGCACGCCCCGGAACCCCCCAGCCUGUAUGUAGCACCCACCUGGGCACGGACUGGUUCGGAUUUGGGGCCGUUUCUCAUUCUCCGGAGUUUUUUGGGGGUUUUGGGGUGGUGUUAUUUAUUUAUUUAUUUUUUUUUGUUCUUCCUGGUUGGUUGUUUCCGAUCUGAAAUAAAACUGGGAUUUCUGAAGCGCUCUGGGCUGU
This is a messenger RNA of Malurus melanocephalus (red-backed fairy wren), 1375 nucleotides long. It is a transcript of the gene CABP7, whose product is annotated as calcium binding protein 7. The transcript has 4 exons. Lineage: Eukaryota; Metazoa; Chordata; Aves; Passeriformes; Maluridae. Gene Ontology annotation, molecular function: calcium ion binding. The record is from RefSeq and is a predicted model, not a curated record. The annotation marks the transcript as partial.